Messenger RNA from Encephalitozoon hellem ATCC 50504, 681 nucleotides. RefSeq lists its product as uncharacterized. The record is from RefSeq and is a predicted model, not a curated record. The coding region runs from base 1 to 681 and encodes 226 amino acids. Gene Ontology annotation, molecular function: protein binding. The transcript has a single exon. Lineage: Eukaryota; Fungi; Microsporidia; Unikaryonidae.
AUGAGCUUUGAUAAGGUUAAGUCGAAGUCCCAUGAAAAGAAAAUGGAAGAAUGGCUUUCGGUGGUUAGCAUGAAGGUAGAGGACCUGAACAAGCUGGUUCUUGACUACCUGGUAUAUGAGGGACUGGGGAAUGUGGCUGCUGAAUUUGCAAAUGAUGUUGGGAUGCCCUUUGUUAUGUCUUCAUUUCUGAGCCACCGGACCAGGAUAAGGAGUGCAAUUGAGGAAGGGAAUAUUGACGUGGCGAUAUCGAGAAUCAAUGAUCUGAACUCCGAGAUAAUAGACGGCAGAAUUGAGCUUUAUUAUUUCCUCAUGGAGCAGAAGGCUUGUGAGCAGGCACAGGCUAUAAGAAAUGACGGUGCAAGCAUGGAAGAACAGAAGCUAUUUAUUCUUCUUGAGGAAGUCCUUGAGUUUGUGCGCUCAGAGCUCUCGCUGAUUGUUGAAGAGAACCCGUCGCUAGGGCCGCACUUUGAAGACUUCCUUGAGUUUGUGGUGUUCAACUCCAGAAAGGAGGCGGUGAUUGAGAGGAGAAGAAGAUUGGCCGAGUAUGUCAACCGGUGCAUACUGGAGAAGUAUGAAGUGACGGAGAACGAGCUAAAGAAAGUGCUUGACGGGAUAGUGAGCGGGGAGAAGCUGCUGACUGGGAAGUACAAGUUCCCCACGUUCAACGAGUCGUUUGUGUGA